Trichomonas vaginalis G3 is the source of this 1686-nucleotide messenger RNA. RefSeq lists its product as uncharacterized. The record is from RefSeq and is a predicted model, not a curated record. The transcript has a single exon. Bases 1 to 1686 code for a protein of 561 amino acids. NCBI's taxonomy places the organism in Eukaryota, Parabasalia, Trichomonadida, Trichomonadidae.
AUGAAGAAUGUAAAGAAUAAAGAUACUGAUUCUUCAAAUAUGAUUAUUAAAAGACAAUUAGUAAUGAUUGGAGAUGAAUUAUCAGAACAUGUGAAUACAUAUUCUCAAAAGCGUGAAUCUGUCUCGCAUUUGUAUAAAAAAUAUAAAAUAACGGAAGAUGAAUAUAGGAGCAGAAUGAUGACUCUUGAUAGAUACGACGAAACAAUUAAGAGUGCAUGGAAAGAAUUCCAAGAAAAUCAAUAUUAUCAAACCCAACAAUUAAAAUCUCUUUCUCAAAAAGCAGACCAAGCAAUAUCUAAAGCUUUAUCGAAAUUAUAUGAAUUAGACAAAGAAAAGCAGAAUUUAGACACACGUUACGAAGAAAUUCAAGAUGAACUUACAAAUUUUCGAAGCCAAUUUACAGAAACAAUAGCAUCAGUUAAUAAUUUGAGUUCUUCAAAAGAACAAUUAGAAGAUUUUAUCUCCGGUUCUGAACGAAUUGAACCAGAUGAGAAUUUACAAAGCAUAAAACAACAAAUAAACGAAUUUUCCAAGGGAAUAUCGUCAAUUACGAAGAAAACUGCAAAAUUGCAAAUGAAACAACAGUUUUAUUCAACAACUUCUUCAAAAAAUUCAACACAAAUAAACGAUUUAGAUCUUAGAAUACAAGAUUUAACUAGUCAAAUACACGAAUCAAUGAACUCAUCUAUACAAACUCGCAAUUCGUUUAGAAACUCUCAAACUGAACAAAAAACGAUUAAUUUUGACGAAUUGCAAUUAGAAAAAAACAAACUAGUUUCAUCAUUAGAAGAAGGUGUACAAAAAUACAGACAGUUUUCCAAUGAUUAUAAGCUACUAAAAAGUCAAAUUACAAAUUUAAAUAUUAAAUUGAACAAAACUCGAAAUGAUCUUAGCGAAACAGCAGAAGCAAUUAAAAGUCUUUCGAAAGCAGCUCAUGAAGCAUCAGAGAAAUUUAAAUCUUAUUACGCCGUAACUUUAGAAAAAGUUUGUCAAAUGAAAUUAGAAUUAUCGACCAUGCAAACAGAGAAGGCAAGUUGUAAAUCAGAUCUACAACGAGAAGAAGAAAAUUUGAAGAAAAAUAGAAAAUUAUUAUCUGAAAAUAUUGAAAAUUUUCCAAUUUAUCUUGAUAUCAUUGAUAAAUAUUAUCAUGAAAAACAGAUUGAACUCGAUUACAUCCAGAAAUAUGGUGAUUUGAAGGUUGCAAAGAAUUUCGAAGAUAUUAUUCAAAUCACGGAUCAAAUUUUCGAGCCAGAUACAAGUUACAAGAGAAUAGAAAACGAUUUAAAGCAUGAGUCAGAGCAGAUUAUUACUUUGCGAAGACAAGUUUUGAAAUUAACACAAGAAAACAGUUCUAUGCUCAAAGAAAUCGGAGUUUAUUCUACAGAUGAAAUGAAGAAGUUCGAAUUGGAGAGAAUGAAAGGAAAGAAUGAUGAAAUUGGCCGAAAUAUCGAAAUUGCAAAAAUAGAUAUUGCAAACCAUCAGAGUUCUAUAUCAAGAUUGUUUAUACAAAUGCAUAACAGAGCUAUGUCUACUUUGACUAAGCUGGCAAAUUAUGAAGCUUCGAAUAAAGAAAAUUUAUUCCAUCAAGGAGAUUUACAUCAAUGGAAUGAGAUGCUCGGAAUUAUUGAAACAAUUCCUUCAAUUCCAUCUGUUAUGAAAAAGAAAAAAUUGAAAAAUAAAAAUUAA